This is a messenger RNA of Harmonia axyridis, 2487 nucleotides long. RefSeq names its product protein IWS1 homolog. The transcript has 5 exons. Gene Ontology annotation, cellular component: nucleus. Bases 126 to 2354 code for a protein of 742 amino acids. Gene Ontology annotation, biological process: poly(A)+ mRNA export from nucleus. The record is from RefSeq and is a predicted model, not a curated record. NCBI's taxonomy places the organism in Eukaryota, Metazoa, Arthropoda, Insecta, Coleoptera, Coccinellidae.
UCUACUUAUCUAUGACAGUAGUUUGAUUGAUAUCGGGUGUCUAAGGUUUUGUUAAAAAGAACUUGUAGCAAUAUUAUAUGAUGCGUUUCUGAUUGAGGAAACUUAUUUAUUAACAUAUUAUAGACAUGGAAACUGAUCAAACCAAUGGGGUUGAUUUGAAUUCUUCUUUGGAAUCAAAUUCGAAAAGUGUCUCACAACCGUGUUCUCCUGCUAAUGGAGAUUCUCAACCUAGAUCAAGAUCUAACUCCAAUGCAAGUAGAGGUAAACAUUCUCGAUCAAGAUCCAAUUCUUCUGUGAAAAGCAGAUCGAGGAGUCCAUCAAAUGAAGAAAAUGCUAGAGAUCGUUCAAAGUCUAAAUCCAAAUCCCCAAGUGAAACAAGUAAAUCUAUUGUAAGGGGUUCUCGUUCUCGUUCUGCCUCUGUAAAAUCUGAUGAUAAUCCCAAAUCUAGAAAUGGUUCGCCCAGGUCUAGAUCAAAUUCUAGGCAGAAAUCAAAAUCUCGAUCCAGGAGCCGUUCACAGUCCGGAUCAAGAAAGUCACGUUCCAGGUCGAAGUCAAAAUCCCGUUCUAAAUCAAGGUCUCGGUCGAAGUCAAGAUCUCGUUCGAAAUCAAGGUCUCGGUCAAAAUCAGGAUCACGGUCAAGGUCACGUUCAAAAUCUGGCUCGCGCUCAAAAUCGAGAUCCCGUUCUAAAUCGGGUUCUCGAUCAAAAUCAAGGUCUCGUUCUAAAUCUGGUUCUCGAUCGAAAUCAAGGUCUCGUUCAAAAUCGGGUUCUAGAUCAAAAUCAAGGUCACGUUCUAAAUCUGGUUCCCGAUCAAAAUCUAGGUCGCGAUCGAAAUCUGGCUCUCGAUCCAAAUCAAGGUCACGUUCAAAAUCUGGAUCCCGCUCAAAAUCAAGGUCUCGUUCAAAGUCUAGAUCCCGCUCCAAAUCAAGGUCUCGUUCCAAGUCUGGCUCCAGGUCAAGAUCAAGGUCCCGUUCUAAAUCUGGCUCCCGCUCAAAGUCGAGAUCUAAAUCAAGGUCACGUUCCAAAUCUGGAUCUCGUUCAAGGUCAGGUUCGCGCUCCAAGUCCAGAUCUCGUUCGAGGUCGAAGUCUGGUUCACGCUCAAGAUCAAGGUCCGGGUCGGCAAGGUCAGGAUCUAGAAGUAAAUCAAGGUCCAGAUCCAAGUCUGGUUCAAGAUCCAGAUCGCGUUCUGGGUCUAGGAAAUCAAGGUCCCGUUCUAGAUCAGCAAAAUCUGAUCGAUCCCGUUCAGGGUCUGGAGACGAAAAAGUAGCAAAGAGAAAACGACUUGUUUCUGAUUCGGAGGACGAAGACAAUAACAAAGCAAAGAAGAGAAUAGCUGUAGUAAGUGACGAUGAGGGAGAAGAAGCGGGACCUUCGAAAGAAGCUGUUGUACCUGCUGAAAAAGUUAUUCCUGAUGUGUCAGACGACUCGGAUGAUGGUAUUGACAAAACAAUUCGUAACGAUGGAGAUAACGAUGGGGUUUCAGACUUUGACAAAAUGUUGGCCAGGAAGAAGGAAGAGGGUUCGAAAAAGAGGAAAAGGAAGGAUAUCGACAUAAUCAACGAUAACGAUGAUAUUAUUGCGCAACUUCUGUCCGAUAUGAGGAACGCUGCAGAAGAGGACCGUAGACUGAAUAAAGCUAACAAACCUGCCAUUAAAAAAAUUGGAAUGUUAAACAAAGUUAUGUCGCAACUUAGAAAGCAUGAUUUAAUGUUGGCUUUCAUAGAACACAAUGUUUUAAGUGUACUAACAGACUGGUUAGCCCCUAUGCCUGACAGGUCUAUGCCAUCCCUACAACUAAGGGAAGCGAUUCUGAAACUUCUUCAAUCGUUUCCCCCAAUUGAUCAGUCCUCACUGAAACACUCGGGUAUAGGAAAGGCCGUUAUGUACAUCUAUAAGCAUCCGAAGGAAACUAAAGAAAACAAGGAAAGGGCGGGUAGGCUGAUCAACGAGUGGGCCAGACCAAUAUUCAAUUUGUCCACAGACUUUAAAGCGUUGAGUAGAGAGGAACGACUUCAGAGGGAUAUGGAACAGCAGGUGCCCCACAGGAGGAGAAGCGAAGGUCAUUCUAGUUCUCAGAGAAACGAUAACGAGUUGUCGGAAGCUCUGAACGCCGAUGGAAAACCUUUAAGACCAGGUGAUCCAGGUUGGAUAGCUAGAGCAAGGGUUCCCAUUCCAUCAAACAAGGACUAUUUAGUUAGACCUAAAUGGCAGUCUGAAGUAGACAUAAGUCGGACUAAGAAAAAACAAAUGAAUAGGUUUGAGAGACAUUACAAAAACUACAUCGACGGUAAGAGAAUGAAGCAAACUAGGAGAGCAGUAGAAAUAUCAAUUGAGGGACGAAAUAUGCAACUCUGAUUGUUUUUAAUAUAUAUAGAAAUAGAUCUUUAGUUUUUUCAAACCCAAUUAUUUUUUUUUUAAGUGUAAUUGACUUAUUAUCGCCUUAUUUUUCUUUGUAUCAUUCAGUGUAAAUAAAUACAUUUAUUUAAAA